CGCCGCCGCCGCCUGCCCGCCCGGCCAGUGACCGCACGGUGACAGCGGCGAUCGUGCCGUCACCGAACAGGACCAGACGGCGCAAGGAGCCAUGUACGACUAUCUGCGCAUCUCGUACUUCCUCUCGACGAUGGAGCCGGAGGAGCAGUCGUCGCUGGAGCUGGAGAUGUCGCAGCUGACGGGCGAGGACGCUCCCUCAUCUGUGCCGCCGCCACCGCCACCUCCGCCGCCGCCUCCCCCACCGCCGCCGCCGCCGCCGCCGGAGCGACCGCCGCGGCCGGCGGAGACGCCACCGCCGCCGCCGCCGCCGCACCGCGCUUGCCAGCAGCAGUACCCGAAGCAGGGCUGCAUCACGGACCGCGGCGGCGCCGAGACGGCCGAGGCGGCCGCGCUGCUGCCGGCACCGUUCCGGCUGCUGCACGGCGAGUACGUGGGCCGCGCCGGCCACGUGGAGGAGGGGCGUCUCUACUUGACCAACUACCGGCUGUACCUGCAGGCAGACACGGCACGGGGUCUGCUGAACGUGCCGCUGGGCCUGCUCGAGACGGUCGAGUGCCGCGACAUAUUCUACCUGCACGUGCAGUGCAAGGACGCCAGGUCGUUCAGGCUGACCCUGCCCACGAGCGAGGCGUGCGCCGGCUGGCAGCGGGACCUGAGCGCCGCGCUGGCGCCCCCCGAGCGGCUGCUCGACUCGUUCAGCCACGCUUUCCGCGCCUGGUGCCACGAGGAGAGCGGCGAUGACCUCCACCCGACGCUCGUCUCGCUGGCUGGACGGCCGGCCGGCUCCGAGCUGGCCGCCUACAAGGCGGAGCUGGAGCGGAUGGGCUUCGACCUGCGCGCUGCCUGGCGCAUCAGCACGGCCAACCAGGAAUACAAGCUGUGCCCGUCGUACCCGCGCUACCUCCUGGUGCCGUUGUCGAUCAGCGACGACAUGCUGGAGAAGGUGGCCAGGUUCCGGGCGCUGCGGCGCGUCCCGGCCGUAUGCUGGAGACACGGCCGGACGGGCGCCGUGCUGGCGCGCUCCGGCCAGCCAGAGGUGGGCUGGCUGGGCUGGCGCUCCGCCGAGGACGAGGAGCUGGUCAAGGCGCUCAGUGAGGCGUGCGCCGCCAACCGGCUGGCGGCCGAGGCGGCGCACCCGGCCGCCGCGCACGCCAACGGCGACGUGCCCAGCUUGCGCGACCUUUCCGAGGAGGCGCUACUCUUCAAGAACACCGAGAAGGUGGUGAUCGUGGACGCGCGCAGCUACGCGGCCGCCGUGGCGAACCGGGCGCGCGGCGGCGGCGUCGAAUGCCACGAGUACUACCCCAACAGCGAGGUGGUCUUCAUGAACCUGCCCAACAUCCACGCCGUGCGCAAGUCGUACCAGGCGCUGCGUGCGCUCCUCUCGGCGCCCACCGACCAUUCCAACUGGUUCCAGUCGCUGGAGGCCACCCGGUGGCUGUCGCACAUGUCCGCGCUGCUGCGAGCCGCCGUCAGCGUAGUGCGUCACAUGGACGAGCAGGGCCGGCCGGUGCUGGUCCACUGCAGCGACGGCUGGGACCGCACGCCCCAGAUCACCGGACUCGCCCAGAUCAUGAUGGAUCCGCACUGCCGCACCAUCGACGGCUUCCAGGCGCUGCUGGAGCGCGAGUGGCUCGACUUUGGCCACAAGUUCGCCGACCGCUGCGGCUCGGGCGUCUGCACGGAGGACCUGAACGAGCGCUGCCCCGUCUUCCUGCAGUGGCUCGACUGCGUGUACCAGCUGACGCAGCAGUUCCCCUGCGACUUCCAGUUCAACAUGGCCUACCUGGUGAAGCUCGUCCACCACACCUACUCCAACCUGUUCGGCACGUUCCUGUGCAACUCUCCGCGGGACCGGGACGCGGCUGAGCUAGCGAGCAGCACGUACUCCGUGUUCGCCUACCUCCGCACCAACCGCGACCGCUUCACCAACUACCUGUACAUUAACCGCGGCAAGGUGCUGACGCCGUCCGUGCACCCGCGCGACCUAAGCCUGUGGUCGGCCGUGUACCUGGGCUCGCUGCCGCCCUGCUCGGACGACGUGCUGGUCCGCCUGCCGCCGCCCGAAGAGCCGGCCGACACGGCCGGCAAGCAGCUGGUGCGCACGCGCAGCUGCGAGGACCUCACCGAGCGGAAGGAGCUGACGCGCACGGCCAGCGACCCCAGCCUGCUUGACACGUGCGGCAAGGAGGCGGAGGCGGAGGCGGCGUGUACCAACGGCGACGCGACCGGCGCCGAGGAGCGUGACGCCGACUCCGGUCUGCCGGACGCCUCGCCGGAGGGCAGCGAGGCGGCGGCUGGCUCGAGCGGCGCCGCCACCGGCUCGACGGACACGCUGGCGAGCCAGGAGCGCCGCGAGCGCAGCACCAGCACCACCGACAUCAGCCACUCGGGCGUGCGCCAGCGCUGCCUCUGCCACCAGCUGCGCCGGCUGAUGGGGCAGCCGGCGCGCGCCAGCCCCGGCCACAGCCGCACGCCCAGCUCGGGCUUCCCGGCCACGCCAAACGACGACAGGCUCUCGGAGCGGACGUCCGACUCCCCCUCCUGCCGCCGUCUGGAGCUGGACGGCCUGCCCCGGGUCAAGGACGACAUGCACCAGCGGCUCUAUCACAUGCACAUCGCGCACAAGAGCGAAGUGGAGGCACUGCGCCGGGACCUGCAGAUGACGCGUCUGGCGCUCUGCAACCAGGUGGCGUACCAGUGCUCCGGCGGCCGGCACGGUGACCGGCCGGAUGACGCGGAGCUGGCGGCGGCGCUGGAGGAGCAGCUGUCGGUGGGCCGUCAGUCGUCGACGUCUGACGUGAGCUGGGAGGCGGUGGAGGAGGCGGACGCGCGACCGCAGCUCUGGGUGCCGGACUACGCAGCCGCCCGCUGCGCUGGCUGCGACACCGAGUUCUGGCUCGGCCGUCGCCGCCACCACUGCAGGAACUGCGGCAACGUCUACUGCGCCGACUGCUCCAAGUACGAGGCGACCAUCCCGCGCGAGCAGCUGUACUCGCCGGUGCGCGUGUGCUCGCGCUGUUUCGCCCAGCUGAGCUCGUCGCGCGUCUCGCCAGACCCUGCCGUCUGCGGGCCGUGCCGCCGCGCCGAGGAGGGCGCCUCGGACGGCGCGCCGGCGCGGACCGAAAACGGCGCCUCCGGCUGAGCGGCGGGCCGCCUCGGCCGCCGCCUCGCCGCCUCGCCGCCCGCUCCUGUACAGCGCGCCACCGGCGCCCGUGUGCCGCGCGCUUGCCGUUGAGCGCGCCGUUCAGAUAUUUAUUUUUGUAAAAGUGUCCGUGCAGCGCGGGCCGCCGCGCUUGCGUCUAGUCGUUGAGCGCGAGCUGCUCCGGGCGUGGGGGGCGGCGACCCGUGCCGUGUUCCGCGUCGGACUCCGUGCGUGCAGCGCGUGAGCCGCCGCGGCUCGCUGAC
This is a messenger RNA of Pollicipes pollicipes, 3408 nucleotides long. Its product is annotated as myotubularin-related protein 3. Gene Ontology annotation, molecular function: protein phosphatase binding; metal ion binding; phosphatidylinositol-3-phosphate phosphatase activity. NCBI's taxonomy places the organism in Eukaryota, Metazoa, Arthropoda, Thecostraca, Pollicipedomorpha, Pollicipedidae. Bases 92 to 3145 code for a protein of 1017 amino acids. Gene Ontology annotation, biological process: regulation of autophagy; phosphatidylinositol dephosphorylation. Gene Ontology annotation, cellular component: cytoplasm; membrane. The record is from RefSeq and is a predicted model, not a curated record. The transcript has 16 exons.